Molecule: messenger RNA, 1114 nt
Organism: Aspergillus novofumigatus IBT 16806
Lineage: Eukaryota; Fungi; Ascomycota; Eurotiomycetes; Eurotiales; Aspergillaceae
Product: putative alanine--tRNA ligase
Exons: 1
Coding region: 225-1043 (272 amino acids)
Biological process (GO): regulation of translational fidelity; alanyl-tRNA aminoacylation
Molecular function (GO): nucleic acid binding; Ser-tRNA(Ala) deacylase activity; alanine-tRNA ligase activity
Source: RefSeq, a predicted model, not a curated record
UUCAUUCUUUGACACGGGAAUAAAUAUACACAGCCACUCAGCGUUGACGCUAUUCCCUGUUUGGGAGAUUACGUUACUAUUGUGAAUUUGUGCCAAGGGAAGAUCACAAUGAAAAAGGAUGAAGCAACUUGUCUCUCUCUCGAUUUCAUAGUGUUUAACGCCAUAGUAACUUUCUUCAUCCCAUAAGGUUAAAUUCACUUGCCGAGACUUACUUUCAAGUGAUCAUGGUCACAGCCGACCGCACAUUUCUCGCCUUCCAGCACAAUGCCAAGCUCCACAAUCUCCAAACCAUCGUGAAGGCAAUCCACCCAUUCGCAGCCUUGGAAGAAUCCAACCGGCAGCUCUUCAAGCAAGGCACCGAUGAAGAUUACGCUGUUAUCACAGAGCAAACCAUCUUCCAUCCGCAAGGGGGCGGACAGCCGUCAGACGAGGGCACCAUGACCAGCGCCUCGAGAGUUACCUUCACGGUCGCAGCCGUGCGCAUGGACGCAGUACGCGAGGGCCAAGUCCUCCACUUUGGCCGGUUUAAUCAACCCACCGUCUUCUCCGAGGGCGAUACAGUCGAACAGACGCUAGACGCAGAUAAGCGUCUACUAUACUCGCGUCUACACACGGCCGGCCACGUCCUCGGCGCGGCGGUCCGGCACCUCCUGGAAAAGGAGGUAGAGGGGUUCGACGAACUCAAGGCGUCGCAUUUCCCUGACGCGGCGGCGUGUGAGUUCCAGGGUGCGAUUGACGGGAAAUGGAAGGAGCCGAUCCAGGCGAAAGUGAACGAGUUUGUUGAGGCCAAGUUGCCUGUCGAGGUGGACUGGUGGGAUGAGGAGGAGUUUCGGAGACGAGGGCUGGAGCGAUUGCUGCCCGAUCGGGGUUCUGUCGCUGUUGCUCCCGGCGAGAAGUUUCGCGUGGUCAAUAUCGUUGGGGCCGAGGUGUACCCCUGUGGAGGGACGCAUGUCGAUACGACAGAUCUGUGUGGCUUAACUACGGUGAGGAAGAUUACGAGGAAGUCCGGCAGGUCCAAGGUCAGCUAUACCGUUGCUGAUUGAUUCAAGGGAAUUGCUAUCACAAAAUCUCAAUAAGAUAGAAUAUAGAAUGAGUCAAAUAUACAGGAUCUAAC